AUGGCGAACGCUUCCGAAAGCGUUUGCCACAAUGACCCAAAUUUUGCCGUAAUAUGUUCAUUUAUUGAUAGAUAUGGCGAUCUUAUUGGAAUACCGGACAUCAACUUCAAAGAAUUACAAAAUGCAUUGGAAGACACCAAAAACUUAUCAACAAAGUUGGUUGAUCUUCAUCUACGAUUAUUACGACGAAUGGGUAAAAGUAGUGUAACAGCACAAAGAUGGGAAAAAUACAUUGUGAAGUAUUGUUUAAAGUAUUCACAUAUAGAUGCAUGGGAAGUGGAAGAAUAUGGCUAUCAGUAUUGUAAAUUGAAAACUAAACUUACUAUUUUAAAAAAUUUGUUAGAGAGCCAAUUUGAUGGCAAUAGUAAAUUUAAAGAUGAAAUUAACAAACAAACAGCAGAACAGCUCCGGUUUCAUCCUUUAGGGCGAGAUAGAAAUGGGUUGGCCUAUUGGUAUUUAUUGGAUAAAGAUCAAAAUUUAUUUGUUUAUAGAGAAGAACAAGAUGACAUUGAUGCUGAAACAUGGCAAAUAGUCUGCAGAAAUAGAAAUGAUUUAGCUGACCUGAUAACGAAGUUAGAAUUACCCGAUGAUGCAACUGAGAACAGUAGUGAGUCAAAGAGUACAAGUAAAGAGGGUACACCUGACGUAUCAGAUGAUCGAAUAUUAUUGAAAAUAAAACUAGAUAAAUCAGAAAUGGCAAAACUUGAACUUAAAACAGAAGAUAUUAAAUCAGAAAUAAGUGUAGAAAGUGUAAAAAUAGAACCAAAGAUGGAGCCCCAGGUUCCCAUUGUUGAAACAACCAUUAAAGUAGAAAAUUCUGAUGCAUCUGUGAAAAAAGAAGAAAAAGAAAGUGACAGAGAAAAGAAGGAUAUUAAGAAAGCAAUCAAGACAGAGGUUGAAGUUAAAACUGAAGAACCCGGAAACUCUGAUCCUUCUAAACCAGUUAGUUUAACGCAAAAUGUUGUAAAAUCUCCCAAAGAUAUACCUUAUUUAGAAGACUUGAAUAAAUGUGACCAAGAGGAUCAACCAGUUACUCCUUCAGAUAAAUGUGAAAAUAGCAAAAAAGAUAAUGUUUGUCUUGAAAAACCGGACUGUGAUUCACUUAAAACUGAUGAUAAAGAAACUAGUAAAACUGAAAAAGAAAUGAGUAAAACUGAAAAGGAAACUAGUAAAACCGAAAAAGAAACUAAUAAAACUGAACAAGAAACUAGUAAACCUGAAAAAGAUACCAAUAAAACUGACCAAGAAAUUGAUGAAACUGAAAGAGAAACUAGUAAAACCAAACAAGAAACUAAUAAAAGUAAUAAUAGUGUAGAAAUUGACAAAAGUAAUCAAAGUGUUAAAGAAAGUGAGAAAAUUGUUAAGUGUGAUAAUGAAGCUGAUAAAGACAAGGAAACCAUUAAAGAAAAUAAAUCAGAUGAUAAUACAGAUGAAUCUGACAGAAGAAGUGAUUAUAAACCAAAUUUGGAGAAAGACGAUGAGGGUAAAACUGAUAAGGAGUUCAUUCAUGAUAAAACAGAAACAAAAUGUAGUAAAAAUGAGCAAACUAGUAGUAACAGUGAUCUAGAUAGUGGCAAUAGAAAAUCUGAAAGUAGUAAUAAAGAGCCACAUAUUGAUAAAAAUGAGUCACAAAUUGAUAAGAAGGAACCAGAAAGUGAUGAGAAAGAACCAGAAUAUAAUACAAAUCAAACAGAAAAAUGUGAAAUAAAUAAUGAAGUAAAAACAGUUACAGUCACAAAAGGACAAGAUAUUGACAAAAGUGAUAAAAGUGCUCAAGAAAACAUUGAGAAUGGGACAGUUGUUGAAAAAGUGGAUAGUGCUGAGAAAAAACAAACUACAAACUCUGUCAGUGACAAAUAUAAAUGUGAAAUAGGUAAAUCGAAGGAUAAUAUUGUUACAGACUCGGUAAUAAGUUCUAAAACAGAUCAAAAUAAUGCAAUAAAAUUAAAUGAAAAAUGUAAUGAUAAUCAGUUGAAAGAAUGUGAAAAUCAGUUGAAAGAAAGUGAAAAUCAGUUGAAAGAAAGUGAAAAUCAGUUAAAAGAAAGUGAAAAUCAAUUUGAAAAUGUUGUUAGUUCUAAUGUGAAUGUAAGUGACAAACCAAAUAGUGAUAGUGUUGCGAAAAGUGUGAAUAAAAAUUCGGAAAGUUCCAAAGGUACUACUGAAACAUGCAAAGAGAACAAUACAAAUCAAGAUGCUAACAAAGACAGUAGCAAAGUUGAAGAUCACACAAAAUCCCAAGAAUCCUCAAAGCAAGACAGCAAUUUAACAGAUGCCAAAAAGUCCACUGAUGAAAAAAGUCAAGAAACUGUACAAGAUGAAGCUGAAACAGAACCUAAAACUGAAACUAUUGUAACAGGUCGUCCAAAAAGAACUCCUCGCAAAAAGUCUACACCCAUCAAUGAAACUGCAAAUAAGAGUAAAGUUAAUGGGAAAGUUCAUCCAGAUACUGUGGAGGAAGAGGACAAUGUAAACACACUUAAAAUGAACGGUAAAGCAACUAAACGGUCUGCAGCAGAUGUUGAAGAAACCCAAGUUUUAGAACCGAAAGAAAAGAGAGCUAAAAGUAACAAAGUGAGCAACAGUCGUGCUGCUAGAGGCAGAAAAAAAAUGUCAGAAGACCAGUCAGAAUCUACUUCAGAUAGUGAUGAAGAUGUACCACUGAGUUCUAUUGGUCGUGGCAAAGCUUGUAGUACUUCUCGAACUAAACCACCAACAAUAAAUAAAAGGGCUAAGAAAGGACAGGGUAAGAAGAAGAAGAAAGUAGAGAGUGAAGAUGACAGUAGUGAAGAUGAAGAAGUCAUUAAAAGAAAAGCAAAGAAAAAGAAGUCUGAAAGUAGUGAGGAUGGUGAAGAUGCUAUUCCUGCCAAAAAAGGCCGACAAAAAAUUCAGAAGAAGGCAGUAAAAAAAAUGCCAACUCCUCCUCCUAGUGAUGAUGAUGGUAGACGUAGGAGUGCCAGAGUAAGAUCUAGAAAAGUGUUCCAAGCACCAUCUUCAGAUUCCCAGAAUUCCGAGUCAGUAUCAUCAGAAGCAUCAGUAGAAUCAGAGGAAGAGUCAACAGAUGAUGAUUUUAAUCCGAAGCAGAAGGGCAGAAAUGCCAGACGUCAAGAAAGCAUAAUUACAUCUAGUAAUGUAGAUGAACCCAUAUUAAAUGAUGAUACACCAUGUUGUAAAUGUGGUAAAUAUGACCAACCACAGUGGAUAUUAUUAUGUGAUAAAUGUGAUGCUGGUUAUCAUACAGGAUGUUUACGACCACCGUUGAUGUUAAUACCAGAAGAAGAUUGGUUCUGUCCACCAUGUGAACAUAAAGUUUUAUUAGAAAAGUUACAUGAAAAUUUAAAGUCUUUAGACCAGUUGUUAAAGAAGAAAGACCGUCUUGAUAAAAGACAGGAGAGACUAGCAUUUGUUGGUAUUAGUUUGGAUAAUAUAUUACAUGUACAUGAGGAAAAGAGAAGUAGUAAACUGGAAGCUGAGAAAUAUUUAGAAGAAGAUUUUGUUAAUGAAGUUGAUGAUGAGGAAGAAGAUGAUGAAGAAGAAGAGAAUUAUAAUUAUCUUAGAAAACGUAAACAUCGUUCACAGAAGAAAAGUAAACGACGCAGAGAUUAUGAUUAUGAAAAGGAAGAUUUUUCUGACUUACCAGAAGUGGUGUAUUCCAAGCGUUCCUGCCGACAGAGAAAAGAUAUUAAUUAUCAUUUCAAUGAAUAUGAUGAAUUAAUAAAUAAUGCUAUAGGAGAAGAUUUACAGGAAGUAGAAAAACCACCCAAACCUUUGCCACCACCUAAACCACCUGGUAUAAGUCGUGGCAAAGAUAUGUCUAAUUUUGAAGAAGAGGGUAAUUUUCCACCACCUGUAGUAGUCAAGAGAAAGAAAUCUAGAAGAUUAACAGUAUUAGAUAGUGAUGAAGAAAGAGAUGAUGAAAGUGAUGAGUACAGAGCAUCAAAUGAUUCUGAGUCUGAUGUAAGUCAGGAAGAAGAAGAAGAACAGCUUAGUGAAGUAUCAGAUGAAGAGGACUGGAGACCUAGAUAUAAAAAUACUAGACGUAGUUCUCGGCGUAAAAGUUAUACAAGAUAUGAGGAAGAUGAAGAUUUCUGUGUUGAUGAUGAUGAAAGUGAAAAAAGUAUUCCGAUUAGAAAAACCAGAAGAGCAACCGUACAACAGAAACGUAAACCAAGAAAAUAUAAAUCGUCAACUGAGGAAGAAGAAGAAGUGGAAGAAGAAUCAUCAUCAUCAGAAUCACAAAAUAUGUCUGAUCUUUGUUCUGAUUCCGACUCGGACAAAAAACCUAAAAAAUCCAACCGUAGAAUAAUUAGAUCUGAUGAUGAUGAUGAUGAGAGUGAUGAGGAUGCUAAAGAUGAGGAUGCUAAAGAUGAGGAAGAAAAGGAGGAGAAAAAUAAAGAAAGUGUGGAAUCUGAUGGCGAACAACCAUCAAAAUGCAAAAAACGUAAAGAAAUAAAACAAUCAGACUCUGAAGAAUUGACAAAGGAUGAAAUUACCGAAAAGCCAGAGAAAACUUGUGUACAGAAAAGUGAUAGUUUAGAAAAGGAUUCUGACGAUGAGAAAAGUGAAUGCUUAGAAAAAGAUUCGGACGAAAAAGACAGUGAGAAAAGUGAAAGCAUGGGAAAUUAUUCAGAUGAAAAGGAUAAGAAAAGUGAAAGUUUUGAUAAAGAUACUGUUGAGAAAGAAAAUAAGAAUGUGACGGACCUCAGUAACAUUGACAAGGAAAAACCUGAAACAACAGAAGAAAGUGAAAGAAGUGAAAGCCCAGUCAAAAAUGAAACUGUGAAAAAAUCUCCAAAGAAACAAAAAAUUCGGAAAAACAAAAUUAAAAAGCAAGAUAGAUCAGAUGACAAUGUUGUUCCCAGUAUUAUGACAGUGGGUUCAGAAACUAAAACAAUGUCUGAACAGACCUUAAACCAAUUUGCUGAAAGUAGUGAUAAUGUGUCUGUGAACAUUGUUAAUCAAAAUCAGAACCAGCCUCCUAAUCCCCAUAGCUCUUCCAUGCCACCGCACUAUCCACAAAACUACCCCAACUUCCCUCCACAAGCCAUGGGACCCAGAGGACCACCUCCUUAUGGACCACCAGCUUAUCAUCCUGGACAAGGCUAUCCACAAAAUCAAGGUGGAUUUAAUCCCGGACAUCCUGGCUUCCCACAGGGUCAUCCUGGCUCUCAUGAACCUGGUCAAUAUUCUCCUGGUCAAAUUGCACCUAAGGGUCAACAAGGUCAACACCCACAUCCUGGUCAACGUUCUCCUGGUCAUGUACCCCAAGCUCCACCACCUUCUGGUCAAAGUAUGUCUCCUGGACAUCAUGCUGCUACUCAGAUGCCAUCAGGACAACAAGCAACUGCACAGAUCAGGUUUGGUGGUCCUCCUCCCCCUCAUGGUCACCCAUACAAACCUGACCAGUCAACCCGAUUUCCUCCUCAAUAUCCUCAUCAACAACAGUAUGGACAAUAUCCACCACCACAUCCAUAUUAUCAACAGAGAGGUCCAUAUCCUCCUCAACAAAUGCCAUAUGGUCCACCACCAUCAAUGCCAUCUCAGAUGCCACCACAAUCAAUGCCAUCUUCUCAGUCCCAGUCUAUGCCUCACCCUCAUCCUUUACCACCUCAGAGAGGAAGUCGUGGGUUCUCCAUAGACAAUAUUUUACAGAAGAAGAAGAAUAUGCCAGAAGCGAGUGAACGUGAAGAAAGUCGUGGAGAACAAGAAGAUGAUGAUUUAGAAGAUGUGUCCGAUAUUGUUAAUUAUGUUAUGCAUGAUGACUACUUUAAGGAAAAUAACUGAAAGGUGUAAAAUGAUUUGAUUACUGUUGAUAUUCUUUUUCUUAAAAUAAUUGAAAGAGGACACUGAUAUUAUUGUUGAUAUAUUUUCUACUUAAUAUGCCUUGUUCGAAACAUGUUUUUAAAUGCAAAAUGUAGACUUUUGUGUCUUUUAUGAAGAUUAGAAAAUAACAUUUUUUAUGAUUGAAAUCGUGAGUUUUGUUCUGUCUGAAUUAAAUGUUUUCAUGGUUGGUAUUAUCAGUUUUCUUCAGAAUUCGCUUCUCUUAAUAAAUCUAUACCAAAUGAUUAAUCAAAAGUGAUGUUCAUAAAACACUGGACUUCUUGGUGUCUUGAAGUGACUGAAAAUACAUGUAUAUUAUCAAAUAAGCACCCUGAAAUACCAAAGUUUGUUGAAAAUUACUAUAUAUUUGUAUGCAUUUUUUUUAAUGUUAGAUUAUUUGAUGUUGAUCAUGUUCCUCUAGUUCAGAAACUGAUUUGUCUAUUUAUUUGACAGAAUCUCACUUGUUGAAAAUAAUGUAUCAGUUCAUUGUUAGUAAUGUACCUAAAUAAAUACCCAAUUCAUUUUGGCUGCACAUUUUGUAAGGAUAAUUUAUAGAUGGGUGUUGGAAAUAUGAUGAUGCUAGUUUAAUUCCUUAUUGUUAUGUAUUUUGGUAAAUGAUACCAUGUGGGUAAAUACAUGUAUAUUGUCAAUGUUACAUAUUAGUAAUAUACCAUAUUGACACUUGUAUGCAAUAAAUGCCAUGUUAGUAAGGUAUAUAGUAACAUAUGGGUGUACGUGAAGCCCUAUUUUUGUCAUUAUUGAAUUAACAAGCUUUUUUGUAUGUUGGUUAAAUACUAUUAUAACAUCAAUAAAGUUAAAUUUAAGGCCAGCACCACCUACAAGUUCUGGGUAAAAUCUUUUGAUAGGUUUAGUUUCAAUCUAAUUGAAUGGAAGCAGUGAGAUUGAAGGUUUUUGACAUGUAUUUCAGAUGGAAUAGCCAUAUUUGGUUAUUCUUCCAAAUAUUGUUGAUCACCAAUACAGAAAUCAGUUCUAACUUCUAUAAUGACAAGAUCUGUUUUAUACUGAGGUUGACUUGUAGGUGCUGAUCCGAUGGGGUUUUUUUUUUUUGGGUUAUUUUCCUUUGGCGUUUAAAUGCUGUUGAAUGUAUAAUCAUGAAUUGAAUAGUGUCAUCAUUUUAUGACUAGUGGUCUUUACUGUCAAAUAUUGUCCAGCUUUGCUCGAUCUUCAAGUAUUCAUUACUGCAUUUUUAAAUAUUGUCCAGCUUUGCUCGAUCUUCAAGUAUUCAUUACUGCAUUUUUAAAAAGCCCUUGAAAAUAUUGGGUCCUCUUCCAAAGUAUAUUUAAUGAUCAAUGCACAUGACACCCACUGUGUUAUAUAGUUGGCAAUUAAUAAUCUACAAUAAUAGUCUUCUUAGAAUAGUCUGAUGACCAAGAAACUCAUUAUUAACACCUUUAACUCACAGGUUGUAUAAUUUAGAUUUAUGGUAAAUGAUCUUUAUCAUUUAUAUAAUUCAAAAUUGAUUUCUGUACUGAUUGUCCAUAUAUUAGCUACCCUGGCACCCCUUGAAUCAAAUGGCACUAUGUUCGAUUUCUCAAAUGUAGAUUUGUUAUUGCAAUUCUAUUUUAGUAUUUUGCAUAAUGAUAUUUUAGGAAUUCUGAUACAACUUGUAUAGUUGAUUUACAUGUAUUAUUUAGGACAGUUAAUUGAAUGGUUGAUGAAAUGAAUAUCCGUGUGUCACAGGACGAGAAAUUGCAAUUUCACAACCCUUAUAAUAAGGAGAAGAACAUAAAAAUAUUUUGAAACUUUACAUUUGUAUUUUAUACAGAUGUUACACUGACACAUUUAAUUUUUCAAAUAGUUAAUAUUGUCCCAUAUCCACCUCUAUAGUUAUAAAGUGAUGUCCCCAAGAUUUGUUUUUUCAUUACUAACUAGUAUCAUGUUAAUAGAAAUAUCCAUGUUGAUAACUAGGACAACGUUGGUAAUUAUUGUAUAUGCUAUUUAUUAUAAACCUAUGGUUGUAGUCAUUUUAUACUUUUUAUUCUUGUUCUGUCAAUAUACAAGUUUUUAUUAUACAUAGCCAUUCAUUUGUAUAUAGGUCUUUAUUUGUAGUACAUAGAUUGUCUUUUAUUAACUGAUAUUUUACAUACAGCUAAUGUGUAUUUUAAUUAGACGCUAAAUGUAGCAAAUCUUACUAAAUUGCUGUAUUUUGAUUUUGUAACUGUACAUGUGGCAUAAUAUGCAUAAUUUAUCAAACUGCACAAACUUAUUGUUUUUCAUUCCCUUAUAAAAUCUUCUUAAACUUUUAGAAUUUUAUUUCUAAAAUUUAAGCAAAUCUUAAUAAAAUGACAUCUAAUUAAAUGUAAAAAAUGGACUUAAAUGUAAAAAUGUAUUCUAUUGGAAUUUUCUAACUGUGCAUGUAAUGAUGUUCUUACUUGCUAGGCAUCUUGAUAUAACAAACUAAAUCUAAAUCUAUUUGUGUAUAUGCUUAAUGACAACUUUUUGAAAGGUCGUAGUGUAAUAAACCAUAGUAAUUGUUAUUCCAGCAAACUAUUAUAGGAGUUACCAGUAAGAAGAAAUGUGUCCUCUAUUGUUAUUAUUACAAUUGUGCUUUUGAUUUUUAAAACCAUUUUUGUUUUUAAACAAAUAUUAAAUUAGAAUGGUUGUUACAUGUAUAUUAUAAUAUUUUACAGGAGUCUUUAUUUAUGCUUUAUCUCUAUGGUUCAUCUCAUUAUGUAAAUAUUUCUACUGUUGUUCAUCUCAUAUUUACAUAUCAAUCAAUAUCAUAUUACAUUUAUUAAUAUGGCCUGUGUUUUUGAACUAAUACAUGUAAUUGUUAUUAUAUCAUUAUACAUAGUUAUAUUAUCAUUUCUAGACUAGUUUCAUUGUAUUUUGUUUGUAAGCAAAAUUGGAAAAUUAAAAACUUUAGAAAAUU
Patella vulgata (common limpet) is the source of this 8710-nucleotide messenger RNA. Its product is annotated as remodeling and spacing factor 1. Gene Ontology annotation, biological process: regulation of DNA-templated transcription. The record is from RefSeq and is a predicted model, not a curated record. Lineage: Eukaryota; Metazoa; Mollusca; Gastropoda; Patellidae. Bases 1 to 5781 code for a protein of 1926 amino acids. The transcript has 16 exons. Gene Ontology annotation, cellular component: RSF complex.